This is a messenger RNA of Symbiodinium sp. CCMP2592, 552 nucleotides long. NCBI's taxonomy places the organism in Eukaryota, Dinophyceae, Suessiales, Symbiodiniaceae. The record is from the annotation of a GenBank genome assembly.
AUGGCGCGGAAGCAGCAGAAGCUCCUGGGCUUCGGCCCUCGCUGGCAGACUGCCGACCCGACGGAGUCUCUGACGCGCGAGCACGAGGUUCAAGAAGCCCUGCACCAGUUGGAAGAGGUCUAUCGGAAGCAGCGGCAAGUGCAAGAUCAGGGGCACGCCGAGUGCGCCGCUGACUUCCAGCCAACAAAGCAGCGAGCCGUUCUCACGAGGCGGCGCGGGCAGACCGUGGAGUCCUUCGGAAAGCGGGAGGACGGCGAGUGGGUGCUGGAGCCGGAGGAGAUGCUAUACCUGGCAGAACGGGGGACCCUGGCAGUUUCCGAGGAGGCUGAGAACGGAAAGAGGCGGCGCCUUGCCAUCCCGGAGCUCUACAGCAAAGUUCUGACCAGCCCCGCUCAACUAGAUGCAGAUAGCUACAUGGUGUACUCGCACCUGCGGCGGUCGGGCUAUACCGUGACGCGUUCAGAUUUGCAGAAGUCGCCCGGCGUGCAAAUGGUGGGCAGCUGUGGCGUGUGGCAGCUUCGGCAGCUGAUUGCCCGUCGGAGGUGCUGGUAG